GCCCACACGCGGGGAGGAGGGGUGGCGCAGUUGAUCAGCGAGCGGGCACGGCACGGGUACCGCACGCGCCCUCACGGCCUCUCGCCGUCACGCCCGCCGAACCAACGACUCGCCGCCGCCAUGGCCACCCGCCGACGCGCCGCGGGGGCGGCGGCGGCGCCGCAGCCGCCGGCGUGGACCCCGGAGCCGUGGAGCGACGGCGAGACGUCCGCCCUGCUCGACGCGUGGGGGCCGCGCCACAUCCGCGCCGCCGGUGGGGCCCUCCGCCCCGGCGACUGGCGGGCCUGCGCGGCCGCCGUCACCGCCCGCCGCGCCGCCGCUGGACGCGCGCCGCGCACCAUCGACCAGUGCAAGAAUCGUAUGGAUUACCUCAAGAAGCGCCUCAAGGCCGAGCGCUCCAGGUCCACGGGCGGCCGGGCCCCGCCGCCGCCGCUGCAGACCCCGGUCGACCGCCUCCGCGCGCUCCUGCGGCUCGCUCCCUCCGUUUCGUCCGGAUUCACUCCCCGCGGCGGCGCCAUACCCAAGGUUGAAGAGGAGGAGGAGGAUGAGGAGACCUGCGCGGCUCCUCUGCCCCGUGCCUGGCCGUCGGUGCCGAAGCGGCCGAGGACGGCGGUAGCGUUCUUACCGGUGAGCUCCUCCGCUGGGCAUCAUCACGGGGAUGGAGGGACGCCGUGCACGGAGGUGGCCGCAGCUCUGGAUAGGCUCGCAGGAACAUACGAGCGGGUGGAGUCGGCGAAGCAGAAGGAGGCGACACGGCUGGAGGAGCGGCGCCUGGAGGCCAUGCGCGAUCUCGAGAUCGAGCGCAUGCGGAUUCUCGUCGACGUCGCCAUCUCCGCCUCCGCCGUUGCCGCCGACGCCGCCACUGCCACGGCGGCGUCCUCUAGUUGAGGAACUAGGACAGUAGACUGGCCAUGGUAGCCAUCCAGAUUCCAGUCUACUUUAAGAGACAAUUGCGGUGUGGAGAAGGCAAUUGACAUGAUGGCCCUGCCAAAAAGUUACAUUGGUUUAGGAUUACAGGAAAAGGUUAGCCAGAUAUAGGACAGUACAUGGUGAGAUUUAUAUUUUUUUAGUUCGCUGAUAGCAAGUUUGCAGCAAUGUAAGAUGAGACUUGAUUUCCUUAACAUAUCAUCUGUUUUGGGAUCACUAUAUGGUAGAUAUUGCUGUAAUCCUCUCUUGUUUCCAGCUGCCUAGCUAUUUAGCUCAGUUUCGAAACAUUUCUAGUACAUAUGACACUUUCUUAGAGAUACGAUUGGUUAUCAUUCUG
Molecule: messenger RNA, 1264 nt
Organism: Oryza brachyantha (malo sina)
Lineage: Eukaryota; Viridiplantae; Streptophyta; Magnoliopsida; Poales; Poaceae
Product: trihelix transcription factor ASIL1-like
Exons: 2
Coding region: 121-888 (255 amino acids)
Cellular component (GO): nucleus
Molecular function (GO): transcription cis-regulatory region binding
Source: RefSeq, a predicted model, not a curated record